This is a messenger RNA of Cyphellophora attinorum, 801 nucleotides long. RefSeq lists its product as uncharacterized. The record is from RefSeq and is a predicted model, not a curated record. Bases 1 to 801 code for a protein of 266 amino acids. The transcript is spliced from 2 exons. NCBI's taxonomy places the organism in Eukaryota, Fungi, Ascomycota, Eurotiomycetes, Chaetothyriales, Cyphellophoraceae.
AUGGGUGAGGAGGGCCAGACGAACGGGACAGACGAGGAAGACGAGAUGAUGGUGCCGCGGGUCUCGGGCCCGAUAAAUUCGCGGUCUGCACAGUCCAGAGUAAGAUCUUCCGAACGGAAGAAGAAGCAGAGCUUCCAUACUCUGGACUGUGCAGACGGCGAAUCUAUCGAGUCGGAGGCCCGCCGCACCUGCUGCAAUGAGAUGAGCGAUGGCGCACCAGGGAAGGCACGACAGAAGCCUCUGUCCCUAGCAUAUGCACGGCCAGCAUCCCAGUACACCGCACACGUGCAAAUCAACAACUACCAUCGCGAGUCCGAACUCAGUCUGCGCCAAACAAUCCGAUCCAUCCUCACCGGAAUAAUGCACUCAACGCUCCUCAAAACCGCCCUCUCUGUCAUCGCCGGCUAUAAUGCCUGGAACAUCGACGCUAUCAUGGCACCACGAUCGGAGAACUGCACGCAUCGCGUCUACCCGGACCGCCUGGGUCGACCCACUCUCAAUCGUACAGCAUACAUCACGUACUUCUCUUCUCUGUUGCCAUUCUUUGACAACUUCACUGUCACCGUCACUGGGACGUACGUGGACGAGGAGCAAAAUCAGGUUGCUGUGCAGGCAUUCAGCAAAGCAGACAGUGUACUUGGACCUUAUGGAAAUGAGUAUGUGGUGAUGAUGAAAAUGACCGAAGACCAGGAAAAGGUGUAUGAAGUGAGGGAAUUUGUGGAUAGCGAAGCCAGUGCGAUGUUCUUUCCGAAUCUGACGGCUUAUAUUGCUGCGGGCGGUAAGGGAAUCCAUGAGUUAUAG